AAAAAAUCCACAUAUGAUGACAAUCAAAACCAUUAGGUACUUAUGCUGGUAUUUUUCGAAUAUCGAUCGUCUCUAUCGACGUGCAACAUAACAUCACUAAAUCCAUAUUUACAAAUAAACUUAAACGUCUUAUCACACUCCAUUUACAUUCCGAAUUCUUCAUUCAUCCGCCAUUUCAUUGCAUAGCCACGACAUCUGAGUAAUAAUAGUGAUGUAUAAAGAAAUAAAAAUAUCGAUAUAUAUAAAUAUAAUCAAUUUAUUGAGCUUAAUAUCUGCUGCGUACUUGGAGGCUGAAUCAAACUAUGUGAAACCGAAGUUAGAGAGAAAUAAUAUAGUAAAUAAAGGUUUAUGGAUAAGAAAUAAUCGGGACAGGAAGUAUGCAAAUGAUUUUAUAUUUAGAGCUAAUUCCCUCGAUGAGGACAAUGUGCUUCAAAAUAACUUCGACGCGUUCCGACAGAACAUAGCAAACUCGGCAUUUUCCUCUGGAUACAAUAAUAUGGAAAGGGGCAAACGAUCUCCAAAAGAUAAAUCAAAACUGAUUUCUGCUAAUAAAGUGAAAUGCAUCAAUAAGUACGAUUGUCCAAAUGUAGAAGAUAAAUCUUUAAGAGAGUCUAAAAUCAUUUCAACUCUGAAACCAGCAUCUAUUCUUAACGACUAUCCGUAUGAAAUCGCUGUUCUUCUCAAUAACAAAAAACACCCUCAGGCUGAAAGAGAUAUCUCUGAAGAAGAUGUUGAUAUUUAUAACAAAGAUGGAAUCGAAGGUAAAAAGAACUACAAAAAAGUUAUCAUACAACAUAACAUAAAAAAGGAUAACUCUUCAACUAUAAAAGAUAACAAUAACUUAACCAACAUUAUAUUUCCAACUGGAAAAUCAAAUAAAUCUCACGCUAACAAAUCUAGUACGAUACCGAAACGAAGUAUAAGUCAGCGUGAAUACGAAUCUGAAUUAAUUAAAAAAAUAGAAUUUAUAGAAGACGAUAAUUCAACAGACAUCAACAAAAUAGAUAGAAAUAUACUUGAUAAAGAAGAAAUGGCUUGGCAUAAUGCACCCACACCCAACAUUAACGUUUAUAAAAUCUUACCGAAGAAAAUUGAAAAUGUACGAAACAAACCAAUAAAUGAGAGAGGUCUGUUAAAGGUUUUGUCGAUGCUUACAAGAACGUUCAAAAAGAUCAUGAAACAACAUCAGGAUAUAAAAAGGAUUCACAACAAUUUAUAUGACCUUAAUGAUGAAUUUACGAAGAAUGCUGAACUAUUGACGAGCAAAUUUGAAGAUUUCAACUCGAAAUAUUUAUUUAUGGUUAAUCUUAACGAAGAAUUAAAAAUAAUGGAAGCUAAGUUUAAGGGUCAAGAACAAAGGUUUAACAAUAGAGAAAAGGACUUGGUUAAAAAUUUAAGAGAAUUCGAAGACCAGCAAAAACAAUUUUUGGCACAACAGCGACAAUUUUAUAAAGUGCAAAAGUUGAUGCUAGCACAAAAUGAAAAGAUAAAUUUAAAACAGAACCUAAUAACCAAAACCCAAAAUGAAAUAUCUCAUAGACAAAACAAUUUCGCGCGGAUUUUGAAAAAAGCUAAGCAAAUUUACAUUGAUUCUAGAAAAUUGAUCCCAACAAAAUUGAAUACCGCUACAGCUAAACCAAAGGUAAAGCCAGCUGCAGAAAAAGUAGAACCAGUAAGGAUCGUUUACACCACAUCAUCGACUACCACCACUACUUUGCCACCUCCUAUACCAACAACUGAAACAGUAAAAAUUAAUUUAUUUUCCGUACCAGCUUUAACUCGACUUGAAAAUCAAGACCAAAUGAUCCUUGAUGAAAAAGACUACCAACCAGUGGACGAACUGAUAUACAAAUAUUAUUUCAAUAACACAUUCAUUGAUGAUUUGAUGAAGAAUAAGAUCCUGGCAACGUUCUUAGCUGAUUCUGAAGACACAGAGAAUAGCAUAGCUAAAAAUAAAAGAACCAAAAUAUCAAAACACAAAUCCACACUUCUAUUACCUGUUAAUAAAACUAUAGAAUCCAAAAAACAAAGAAAUAGAAGAUGGAUUAAGUAUUCUAAGAAAAAUAAUCAUAUAAAAGGUACAACAACUCCUGUAAUAAUUAAUGAAGUACCUGAUAUUAAAGAAAAUAUAGUCAAUACUGGUGAUUUGAAAAUAGACCUUACCAAAAAAGUCGAUGCAUUCACCACAAUGGCUCUAAACUUUUGUAAAGAAAUAGGUCAGAAUGUUAACUUACAGGUUUUGAAUUGGUGCGUAGAAAAGGCGUUGAGAAGAUUAAAAAUCAUUGACUUGAAAAUAUCUCCGUUGUUAGCUACAAGUCCCUUUACGCUCAGUGCCACAAUUCCACAAAUCAGCCAAAAGGAAGAGAAAAUAUUGCUUACAGAGUCGUCACCGACUUUAGAACCGCAGACGCAGGAUGUUCAGAAUAUAGGAACAACUGAAGAUAUCAACACUGUUAUGUUUUUCCCAGACAACGACGAACUGGAAAACAAAUUGAAAGAAUAUGAAUUAAAACCUGACACGGAAGGCACAGUGUACUACGACGGGAGCUUACAUGCUAGCGACCUCGCCCGCAUUGGGGAUGCGGACAGCGGUGGCUUCUCCGACAUAAUGCCAGGUCAGGACAGCAACUCCAGAGUUCAAGUCGACCCUAUGGCCUUUGAUCUACAAGCCCAGAGGCGGACUAGUGUUAAAAAAGUGUUUUGUGUGACGCUAUUGGCAGUCGCAUUCACUUUUACAGUGAUAUUGACUAAUGUUUUUGUAGAUAUCGAUGGUUUACUGGCGAAUAAGAAAAAAUAUAUACCAGAAACAUCGCCAAUUCCAGAAACUUUUGUAAAUGAUAAAGAAAGCCUUAUGGCAGAUCGAAAACAACUAAUGUCUAAUGAAGACAGAAACUACGACAGUGAAAUUAAUCAGUCUUAUAGAACUAAAAGAUCCAUAGCAUCAGAAACCAUUUAUCAAGCAAAAAAUCCUACGGUUAAAAAGAUGUUAACUAGACGAUUAGCUAACCUUUUAGAAGAACUAGAUAAAGAAGAAGCGAAAAAAGAAGAAAAAUUAGAAACUACUUCAACAAAGGCCGAUGUUACAAAAAACGAAGAAAAUCCGGUCCAAGGCAUUAGAAAUGAGAAUUUACUUCAACUUAUAAUGCAUAACAUUCUUUUGCAAGGUUUGAUAGGUCAUAUGGACUUAAACGAUGUCUACAAAAAAGUUCAUGAACUUAUGCAAACCUUUAGUAAACGCAUUGAUAGUAAAAGUCCACAAGAUGAAAAGCUGAACGUAUUUAGAUCCAUCGUCAAUUCUAAAAAUAUAUUGAAAGAUAUACCUGACUUCGUUAAAGAUAAUAAUUAUAACGAGGAAUACAAAUUUUUCAAUGAAUUAAUUAAAUGCAAAGAGCUGGAAAAGCAAAUAGCGAGAACUUCUCUUUCUAAUGAGAUAAAUGCUACAAACGAAAAUCAAAAAGACGAGAAUGUAUCCAUAAAAACAGUAAUUGAAAUAAAUGAAAAUGAUAAUGGACCAGGAGCAUCUAAUAUAUCACACCCAAAAGAAAAUGUAGAAGCUCUAAUAAAGUUAAUAUAUAACGGAAAAUCAAUCAAAGUAAACCAAAUGCAUGAUGAAAUAAAGACACAAAAAACGAACAAGAGUAAAACGAUUCAUGAAAUAGAAAAACAAUCUAUCAUCAAUAAUGAUAACAAAAUAACUGCUGAACCAAAUAACAUGAAACAGAAUACUACCAAAAAUCGUAGACACCAGCCCAGUCCAUUUCUCAACAAAGUGUUAGAGGAUUUAAAAAAACGUUCAUUUCCAACCUAUGAAUAUUUGCAAAACAACGCAGAAGUUAAAAGCAUUAAAACUCAACGCUUAAAGAGACAGAUCAAAAUUCGAUACUCAGAUAAUGUAACGUCAUCAAAAAUAAAACCCGUUCAUGAAGGAGUUAAAAAGGAUGGUGAUGACCUAUACAUUGAAAUAGAAACACAUUUCGAUGGAAAGGGUAUAAAAGGAGAAAAAAAGAAGAAACUUGUCAGAAGUCUUAUAGAUAAAAUACAAAAAGCUCUAGAUUCUGAUAUUGAAGAAAAAGGUAAUAGCGUUGAGCAUAUUAAAUUUGUCAAACGAACUCAGGACCCAAUUACCAGCCAGGACAAAUUUUCACUUAAAACAGAAAAACCUUUAGAGCUUAUUGAGCAAAGAGUACUUGACCCUAUAGGCAAAACAUUAGAGUAUCAUGAAAAGAUAACUGAUAGGCUCGGAGAUAAAUGGAAAAAGCAAUAUUAUGGUCCAAACUUUUUGUCAAAAUCAAAAGCUGUUAACUCUGCAGAAAUGAAUGAGGUUAAUAUUGACUACGACAGGGUUUUAACAAAUGGAAUUUCAAAAAGAUUUCAAACCCCCCUUAAUAUAGAAGUAGAAGAUGACGGUGAUACUACUGGAUUAUUAAAUCCUGAUUCUGGUAAUGUGACUUUGUUUUUAAAAGACAUUGAUGGUUCAGGUUUUUCAAUUGGUUUUAAUCAGUAUGAAGGUGAGCCCCCGGAUAGAAAUAGCAUGAAAAUGUUUAAUGGGUUAGAAAAUCUAAUAAGAGAAUAUCAUAAAACAUAUGAUCAAGAUGACAAUAUAAAUAAUGAAUCUCCUGCAAAUGAAUCUCCUGUAAAUAAAGUGAACAAUUUUGUAGAAACAUAUCACGAAAUAGCAAAAAGAAGCGUUGAAGAUUUACACAAAUUGGAAUUGCGCAACAGCCAGAAUAUUGCUAAUAAUUUUCUCUAUGAUACAAAUUAUAAUGAUAUCCACUUAUCCACAAACUUGUCAUUAAAAGAAGUGCCUAUAAUAGUGGAUGAAAGAAUUUUGAACGAAAAAUUAAAAUCUUCUGAAAUAUUUAGUAUUGCAAAUGUUGUCAAUAGAAAGAGACGAUCUGUUAACGUGAAGAAGAUCUCAAACUUAAAAUCUAAAAUAAAACUAAAUAGAUACUUGAAUACGAAAACGAUGACAAAUAAGAAAGUAUUUAUAAAAAAUAAGAGAAAUAAAAGGCAUGUGAAUAACAUUAGGAUUGUUGAAAGAGAUCGGCCACAAAGCAAGCCAUCACAAAAAAAUUCAGAUGAAAACAUAUUUUUUAUUUCAAAAGAAAACUCUUAUAUUGACCAAGAAACUAUGAUAAGAAAUGUUGAAAGUGGAGAUACAAAGACGAAUUAUAAAAACACUGAAUAUAAUAUUGAUGAGGAAUCGCCUUUCAGUAAUAUAUACAGAAUUCAAAACCCUAAUAUACAAGAUGACUUCACUGAAAGUGUAUAUAAUACAGCCAUAAGGUCAAAUGGACUUAUGUCUAAAUACCCCCACAUAUUUCUAGAUAAAGAUACUAGCUCAAGAGAAGAAAUAUACUUUGAUGAAAAACAGUAUAGAACUGAUAGACCAUAUAGAAUCGAAGCAUCAUCUGUAGCAGCAAUAGAGAAACAAAUAAUAGGAGUAACCACUGAAAACAAUAUUGCAACAGUAUUACAAGACUUGAGUGUCCCAAAGGUUCAGGAAAUGGUCAGUGCUUUGAUACCACCACUACCAGGAACCAAUUACAGAAUCUCGGUUAAAAUGUCACCAAAAAACAAAACUAAUACAAAUGCAGGCUUUAAAGAGGUUCAUACCAGUGUUAAUAAAAGUUAUGACGACAACGGCGUACGCUAUUCUACUUUACUAAAGCUGUCUCAAAUAUCCAAAAUAGAAAAACUGAAUAAUACUGACGAAAUACGAGACGUGGCGCAACCUCUAAGUGAUCAUUUAACUGACCAACAAAAAGAAAUAAACGCAUUAUUAAAACUACAUAAGAAACGAGUUGAUCUACAACUGAAUAGUUUGCUUAGAGAAAGUAAUCAUUUAGAAGAAAUGAUUGAACCAAAUAAAAAUUACAAUAUUGAUAAAAAAAUAAAGCUAUUGUUGGGUGACGAUAGUCGUAUAGAUACAACAAAUGAAGAAAAACUAAUGAACGUCGAGAGAAAACGGCAAGAAAUGCACAUGAAUCAGCCAAAACAUCUUAUAACAACACCAACUACUUCCAAACCCGUAAAAACGACAACCGAAACAGCAGUGAUUGAUAAAUCCAAAAUAAUCGAAACACUAAAGCAAAGUGAGAAAAUGACAUUUGAAAUACUUAGGAAAAUUGAUACAAAUACCCAAAUUCUUCAGACAUUCCUUCAAAAAUUUUCUGAAAAUUUUGCUCUCGAUAAGAAUCAACAUACUACUAUAAUCAAACCCACAGAAAAGUCUGGUUUAGAAAUGAAAUUAGAUCUUUCUAAGGAUUGGAAAUCUUAUGGCGGGAAUAAAGGCGCGUUUUUUCCUCCAAAGGAAUACAGAAAUGAUACGAUCCCUUUUGUUUACGCUUAUCAACAAAGUAUUCCAAUGAAAAAUAACUCCCCGUCGCAAUCGUUAGCAAGCCUUAUAUACCAUGGACAUAUACACACAAAUGAUGUACAAAACUCGAACACCAAUAAUUUCAAAAAACCUAUAAAUUUGAACCACAAAAUUGAACACAAACUUGAACCUAACAUACUCGUCAAUACAGAUAACAGUAAAAGAAGAUUCAAUGAAUCUAAAUUUUUUUCGGAUGGAAUAAACAACUUCGAAGUUAUUCCAAGUAAAGAUCGCGUAAUAUCGACGAAUAUAAAAAUAAAUGCUACAAAUAUUUUAUGAAUAUAGAAUUCUGUUUGUAAAGAUAUUUUUACUAUAUAAUAAACGGAUGGUAAACGGUU
Messenger RNA from Maniola jurtina (meadow brown), 6717 nucleotides. Its product is annotated as metacaspase-2-like. Lineage: Eukaryota; Metazoa; Arthropoda; Insecta; Lepidoptera; Nymphalidae. The transcript is spliced from 13 exons. The record is from RefSeq and is a predicted model, not a curated record. Bases 212 to 6658 code for a protein of 2148 amino acids.